UACCUUCUUCUUUUCUGACCUUCUUAUAUCCCCGGCAAAACCCUCAUCUCACUCGGAGAUUGAAGAAAAAAAAGGCAGAAUCUCUUGCUCUCCCUAUUUCUCAGUGUCUUCUUUAUCUCUCUGUCUCUUUGCCUUCUGGGUAUUUUACGAAAAUUCAUAUAUUGACCAAUACACUGUUAUGGAUACUCUUUCACAUAAUAAUAGUGCUCUGGAUUCUGAGAGGAUUCUAUGCUCGGUGAUGCAAUCUUUGGUACUGGAGACUGCUCUGCUUGCCCAAAAAUCUCUGCUUUUGCUUCUCAUUAUGAUGAGAUCUCAACCAGAUUAUAUUCACAUGGUACCAGUUUUGACUGCAAUUGAUAAGAGUUUUCCUCUCUCAGAACUAAAUAGAUUGGAAAAACCUUCUGCUGAAAGUAAGGAUGCUGAUGAAACUGAUGAGGACGGUAGUGAUGGUGGUGAUGCUGAGCUUGGUGAUCAGGAUGAUGAUGAUGACUCGACUGGAGAGGAAGGGAGUGAUGAUGCUGAUGAUGAUGAAGAGGAGUCUGAUGCAGCUAAUUUUGAUGGAGAAAGCAGCGACGAUGAUGACAAUGAAGACACUGAUGAUGACGACGACGACGACGAAGAUGAUGAUGAUGACGAGGAAGAGAAUGAUGAUGAGGAAGAUGAUGAUGAUGGAGAGGAAGAAACACAGCCGCCUUCUAAAAGAAAGAAAUGAAGAAAUGAGAAAAAAGAAACAUCAUUUUUCCUGUUCUUUUUCUUCUUUAAGCUUAGAUUGGUUGAAGGAAUCUUACAUUAGUUAUAACUCACAAGUCAGCAAGAUCAAACCAUUAGUUUUCACAGAGACCAUAACUUUUAUAUAUAUCUUGUCGUGAAUGUGAAACUUCUUGAUUUUUAUUGAGCAAGAAUUUUGUUGAGUUAUA
Messenger RNA from Jatropha curcas, 917 nucleotides. RefSeq lists its product as uncharacterized. The record is from RefSeq and is a predicted model, not a curated record. Lineage: Eukaryota; Viridiplantae; Streptophyta; Magnoliopsida; Malpighiales; Euphorbiaceae.